Lethenteron reissneri (Far Eastern brook lamprey) is the source of this 2931-nucleotide messenger RNA. Its product is annotated as amphiregulin-like. Gene Ontology annotation, biological process: positive regulation of mitotic nuclear division; epidermal growth factor receptor signaling pathway; positive regulation of cell population proliferation. NCBI's taxonomy places the organism in Eukaryota, Metazoa, Chordata, Hyperoartia, Petromyzontiformes, Petromyzontidae. Gene Ontology annotation, molecular function: growth factor activity; epidermal growth factor receptor binding. The record is from RefSeq and is a predicted model, not a curated record.
AUGUGUGUGUAUAUAAGGAGGGCCCAGGGUGCAUUCCCUCUAUUCGCCAGUGUCGAGCGCAAGAGCAAAGUCGGUGCGCACGCGGAGACCGAUCGCUCGCAGUUCCACUUCUCACUGACGCUCAGACUCACGAUGAAGACGCAAACUUCGCUCGUUCUUCUCCUCUGGAUUCUCUCCGUUGCGGUUGUGCUGAGCAGAACCGACAAUGAUCUUCCCCCGAGAGCCGGCACCGUCGCGACCCGACCAGAGGAGAGUCCUCCCGCCGUCUCCUCGCCGCCCCCUGGCCACGAAUUAUCUCCGCGCCCUCUCCCCGAAGACGACGAAGACUACAGCGACGACGACGAAGAACACUACAGCGACUACGACGAUGAAAACUUCAGCGACGCGGAGGACGUUGACUACGAGAUGAGCGGCGCGUCCGAAGGGCGUUUUGAAACGGAGCACCUGAUGGCGGCCGUGCGCGCGGGUCCCACGCUGCCGAGCAAGCCUCCCGUCGCGAAGGGCAAGAAGGGCAAGAAGACGGGCGAGGGCAAGAAGAAGGGCAAGGGGAAUAAGAAGGGCAAGGGGAAGAAGAAGUCGAACGACGGGAAGAAGAAGAAGGAUCAGCCGAAGGGCGAGAGCCAGACGCGUGGCCACUUCUCGGAAUGCCCCGAGCCGAACUACUGCGUGCGCGGCACGUGCCGCUUCGCCGAUGCGCUGCAGGAGCCCCAAUGCAUAUGUGACUCAGGUUACAUGGGCAUGAGGUGCGAGUCGGUGAUUCUGCCCGUCACAAAGGAGGAGAAUAACCUCCACACGAGGACCAUCGCUCUGGCUGCCCUGGUCAUCUCGUGCCUGGCCCUCAUCGUCUGCGCCGUCACCUCCAUCCUCUUUAGGCGGUCGAAAAGGAGGAGAGACAUGGACCUGGAGUCGCUGACUGGGAAAUACCGCGAUGGUCGCAACUAAAGAGGAGAGAGAGAGACAGACGAAGAUCUCGAGACGCCGUGUGAAGAGAGAGAGAGGAAGAGAGACAAAAACACUGCCCAAGUGCAAUUCACGACUCCUACUGAAGACGCUCAGCCAAACAAGCCCCGGUCCAUGUCGGCGAUUCACGCGAUCCCCAGUAUGCAACCAGGAGCCAUAUCUUAGGGUCAACCGCAUUUCAAUGUGUGUGCGUGUGUGUGUACGCAAGCACGCGUGUGUACACGUGUGUGAGUGCGUGCGCGUGUGUAUGUGUGUGUGCGUGCGCGUGUGUAUGUGUGUGUGUGCGUGUGUGCACGCAAGCACGCUUGUGCACACGUGUGUGUGCGUGUGUGUGCGUGCGCGCGCGUGUGUAUGUGUGUGUGCGUGCGCGUGUGUAUGUGUGUGUGUGCGUGUGUGCACGCAAGCACGCUUGUGCACACGUGUGUGUGCGUGUGUGUGCGUGCGUGCGCGUGUGUAUGUGUGUGUGUGCGUGUGUGUGUACGCAAGCACGCGUGUGCACACGUGUGUGUGUGCGUGCACGUGUGUACGUGUGUGUGUGCGUGGACAAACAUCGGUGGCUCUCAUAGGAAUGUCGCCUUUUCAGCCGUUAUCUUUUAGGGAGAUAAGUGGAGGGAGAUGAUAGCCACCACAUAUGAACAUAGAUAGACACACACCACGUUAUGUUAAAUACUGUUAUUUAUAUAUAUUGUAUAUAUAUGUGUGAACACAUAAACCGUUAUGUAGGUUUGGAUUAUUGAGUUCCUUCGUGACAUCUGUGUAUAUUUGUCUCAUACACACACUGGACAAACACAAAGAUCUCCCGUAUAGCUCUACAGAAUAUCAGGGCAAGUGCUGUUAGCGAGCACACCUCUGAAGGAAACACAUACAUGCUCGCACAGACACGCAAGGGUACACACACAGGGACACGCUGACAUACACAUAAAUAGCACAGACAAAGACACCCCGUGUAGCCUUAACAGACUAUUGGGGCAAGUGCUGUUAGCGAGCGGCACCUAUGAAUGCCGGUCCGACACACGAGGGGGUGGGUGGCCAGCACCACGCCCGGCCGCCUUUGUCUCUCUCGUGGCGAUGUUUAAACACCGUACCAGGUACUCGUUUGAGGCUGAGUCGAACCGGUUCAGAUAUUCGUCGGCGUUUGUUAGCCCUGAGCGGGAAUCGAACUCGGGAGGCCGGGUUCAUAGCGCAGCGCGCUCACCACUUAAUCACCUCUGCACUGCCGCUCCCCCCCCCCCACACACACACACCCAUCUGCCACACACACAAGAUGACAACAGCCUAGUGUUGGUCAAAGUAUAAGGUCAAUGCUCAUAACGAGAGUCCACGAUUGAGACAAUGGUUGAGAAGACAAAUUAUUGCGUGGCGUUGUUCAUUGUUCAAUCGGAACAAACGCACUUUGACACCCUGACCUUUGUGGUAGAGGCCAAUUUUCAAAAGAAACACAAAGAUAACGAGUCCCCGUAUAGCCUUAACAGGCUAUUGGGGCAAGUGCUGUUAGCAAGCACCUAUGAAGGCCGAUGGGUGGCCAGCACCACGCCCGGCCGCCUUUGUUUCCCUAGUGGCGAUGUUGACACAUCGCACCAGGUACUAAUUUGAGGCUGAGUCGACCUAGGGGAGGCCCAGGACAGGUUCAGAUAAUCGCCACCGGUGUUGGCCGUGAGCGGCAAUCAAACUCGGCUCACCGGGUUCAGAGGGACGCGUGCUACCGUUGCGCCACCACUCCGUUUAUUUAAAACAAACGGUGCGUCUUCUAGUCCUGAGAAUGCGGUAAUAAGGGGCACAAGCAAGGCAUCUCAGUGUUGCUACUGCUGAAUCAGAGUGUUGGGGACUAAAGUCUGAGUAUAGGACUCUCGUUUGCAAGCAAGUGUUGGAACGGGUGCGGUAUGGAGGCUGUUACAUGCAAUUUACGCAGUCACCAGUAUUAUAAUAUUUAGCUGUAUAACAAACACUGCCAGUGGGAGAAUUUUUUAAAAA